UAAUUGCUUUGUAAUAAUAAUAAAUAAAGUUUAAACGUGAACAUUAAAAUAUAUACUUAUUGUAAAAAUAAACAUUAAUUAUAAAUGCAUUAAAUCCAUACCAAUUGCAAGCACUUGGAAUUUAGCAAAUUUACAAAAACAAACAUUUGCAAAAAUCCAACAAAUUCGUUCGAAACGAAAACGUUGUGAAGAAGAAAAUACAAUAAAAAAGCGAGUGAACAAGAAGAAGAAUAAAAGUCAUAUAUAAAAAAACAGGAAAUAUUCAACACAAGACUGAAAAGCAGACGGCCAUUGAAGACAAAUAAACGUAGAAAAAUGUAUUGGUUCAUUUUUGGUCCACAAAAGUGAUUUAGACACACGCAAUAUACACAUAAAUACAAUAUUUUACAUUUAACUAAAGUGAAAAUAAAGUAAAGUGGCUAAAAGAAAGUGCAAGUACACUGGCAAUAUUAAGAAGAUUAGGAAGAACUCUUGCACGGCUGCAUCUUGUGAAGGAAUUUUGAGACUUGUGUGUUUUUGGAGAGGCAUUGCCCAGAAUUGGUGGUAAAAUUCUGCAGCCCAUAUGAUACAAUUAUAAGAUUGUUUCAUUCACUAAACAUUGACAAUAUGGAAAACAAUGAUAGAACGGCCGAUGAAAGUCUUGAUUCAGUACCACAACCAACUUACGAAGCUUUAGAAUCAGUAUCUACUGAUUUGAAUGAGUGUGUGGACAAACAAAAAGAUGACGAUGAUGAUGAUGAUAUGGAGAAAGAGUCUAAAGAAGAUGCACAAUUCGAUUCAGAUCAUGAUAUGGAAAAACUGUCCAAAGAAGUGCCAUCAUCUUCAUCGUCGUCGUCAACUUCUCAAAAUCAUCAUAAUGACAGUAAUAUGCUGGAAUCACCUGAUGAGAGCAAACAUAUUGAGGAUGAAGACUUCUCUUUGGAAUAUGAAGAGGAAGAAGACAUGUGCGAGGAAUUUUCUCUAGGAGAACCACAAUCAUAUGUUCAAUAUAUUAACGCAGAUAAUAAAAAUAAUGAUCCUUUAAUUGUACAGGGCAAUGAUGGCAUGAUUAAAAAAAUAAAAAUCAGCAAUACAUCAAAAGUUUUACUAAAUAAUAAAACAGAAAGUAAAACAAAAAAAUCAUUAAGUAGUUCACAGCCGCGUAGUAAUACUCCCAUGUCCAGGGAGUAUUUGGCACUACAAAGAUCGGUAAAUGAAUCGAAGAUCUUGACGGAGUUUGUUACAGAAGUUGCCAAUGAGAAACCGCGCAAAGUAAGAGCCAAGGAGGCAACAAAUUCUCUGACAACCUCCAUUGCCGAUCAUUCGUAUUCAGCAAACCUUAGAAAAAGCACACAAUUGACUCCAGAAAAAGUCAACCCUGAUGAUAGUUAUCACAGUAAUAGUCCUUCGCAAGGGAAACGUCAGCAUAGCAAACGUUUUGUAGCCCUUAAGGAAAGUGACUCGGAUGUAGAUGCUUCAUCAAAUCUACGGCCACGAUCUCGCAGCAAAAGUAUGCAUAAUAGUGAAUUAAAUCAGACAGGUUCACACAAAAAACUUAAAAAAUGGCCCUCCGAAGAACGUAUACACAAACGGACAAAUAUGCGUUCAGAAAACUCGGAAUUUGCUCAAAAACAAAUGGAAUUUUUGCAACGUGUCAUACAUGCCUGCGAAAAUCCCCCAAGUCGUUCAAGAUCUCGUUCACGUUCAGACGGUAGAUCAAUGUCAUGUGGUAGGAAAACUCCCAAUUCAAUUAAUGAGCCUAGUUUUGCAGGAGUUACAACUGGAGCCGCCGUUGUAGUUCAACCGCCAAAAUCUCAUAAAAGUCGCAGUAAAGAUCGUAACUCAAAGCGUAGUAAAUAUGAGAUGAGUUCCGAAAAUGAUGAACAGCAACAGUUGCCGCAGCAUUUGGGGGAUAAUGCCAAUGAACAGGCCGAUGAUGAGUCGGUUAAUGAAAGCCAGGCUUCAUUAAUGGGUAUUAGUUCGUUGGGCGAUACCAUGCUGGCGGAUAACGAUACGGAGGAAGCACAUUCAAAAACUGUUUGGCAACCAGCUCCUAAGCCCGGUUAUGAUAGCUUUUGCUGGAAAUGCCACGAAAACAAAGUGAAUUUAUGUUGUUGCAGAUGUAUACGUAGUUUUCAUGCAGCCUGUGUUAAAAUUAAUAAAUUUGACAAUAUCUGGCUGUGCCCUGAAUGUACCACAGUUGAGAAUUUAUUAAAUAAUCCAAAAAGGUCACGACGUAAUGAACUAUCUUUGGAUUUGCUGAGUCAAUUGCUUUCGUUUGCUUUAAAACGUAUGCGUUACACUAAAGGGCACUACAACUUUGUGAUGCCCUAUGAAGAGUCAACAAUUUAUAAAAAGUAUAUAGUAAAUCCUGUAACUUUAACAGAACUUCAGACAAAAAUAGAAACAAAAGAAUUUCGUUGUGCUGAAGAAUUUGUUAAUGAAACCAAAUGGAUGUUGCACAAUGCCUACAUAUUAAGCCAUCGCAAUAAUACCAAAAUUGUUCUGGCAGCCAAAUCUAUAUUCAAAAUAGGUCGUCAAGAGGCCAAUGAAAUUGAAACAUGUGCAGAAUGUUAUUUAAAUGCUAAUACCAGAACUGAUUGGUUUGUGGAUGUGUGUUCGCAGCCACAUUUAUUGUUGUGGGCCAAAUUAAAGGGAUUUCCGUAUUGGCCCGCAAAAGCCAUGGGUUUGGGACAAAAUUCUUUGAUAAAUGUACGUUUCUUUGGCGAGCAUGAUCGGGCGUUUGUGCCCCUAAAAGAUUGUUAUCUCUAUUCCGAACAAGAUCCCAAUACGGCUACGGGAAAGAGGGCGGCCCGAGAAUUGGCUGAUUGUAUUAAGGAAGUAGAAGAGCAUGUGGCAAAGAUACGAGUUAAAGUGGGAGGCUUUAAAUAUGCGCCAUUUAAAACGCCCUAUGAUCCAGCAGACGAAUUUAAACAAUUGUCUGAAAUGAUGCCGGGUGUAGAGGAUUUUAUAAGGAAACAACAGGGCAUGAUAAUAAAACCUCCGUUGCAAUUUAAAAUCUAUAAAACUGCCGAUAAUAACUUGUCUAUUGUGCAAAAAGCCUCACCUACGCCUGAAUUAACCACCCUAAGCACUCAUGAUAGUGAAGAAAAAGAGAAGGAUAUUAAAGAAAAGAAAAAGAAGUCGACCAGUGAAAGCAAUGAUUCCAAGAAAUUGGAGGAUUUAACAACAUUGCCUCCUAAAUAUGAAGUUGUAUCUAAAGUUAAUUCAGACGAUAGCAACUCUUCCAAAUUAAGUACCGUCAUUUUAAAACGUAAGUCAAUUAAUGGUGACUGCAAGGAAACAAAUGAGGAUGAAACUGUGGAAUUGCCUUUGCCCAAAAUGACGAAAUUAGAAGAUCAUGUUUUGGAGGAAGACAUCAACAAAUCGAUUGCCAAACGUAAAGCAGAUGCUCAGUGUAUGGAAAAACCAAAAGCCAAACAUGCUAAAUUGGAGCCUAAAAUUCCCAUCAUGACCAUUAAGACUUCAGUGGUAAAGGACCCAAGCAGUGUUAAUACAAAUAAAACUAACACAAAAUCUGUGGCAGAAGUAAAAGCAAAUGAUGCGGAAAACAGCAAACAGUUAACGGUGUUGCAAGAAACUGAAACAACUAGUGCUACACAAAAAGUCAUGGAAAGUUUAGUGAAGCAUAAACAGGGGGUAACUAUAAAGAAAAUUUCUAAAGAUUUACAAAAUUCUACGAGUCCAGAUCAAAGCUCUUUGAAUAAUUCUAAGGAAUCAGAAAAAGAAAGUCCUAAUGAUAAAACAGUGGACAAACAAAAAACCGAAGAGGAAAAGGCACGAGAAAAUCAAAAAGUUAAUAAUAUUUUAAAAGGUUUAGUACCAUUUGUGGAAGUUAAAAAAGAAGUUCUCUCAGACAAUGAGGAAGAAACCGAAAAACAACAACUUGAGAAACCGGUUGGCAAGGAAACUCAAACAGAAAACACUAUCACCACUAAUAAAGACAACUUACAAAAGUCACAAGAAUCUAAAGAGAAUAACACACAUGAACAAAUUAAUAGCAAUAAAACUGAAGGCAAACCUGCAGAAAAACCAAUAGAGAAAGAAGGUUCAAAUGCGCCAAUAACACAGGUUAAAGAAGAGGUCUUAUCUGAUAAUGAAGAGGCCAAUUUAAAUUCAAAUCCUAAUACUAACCAAACCACACUAGUAACUAAAAUUAAUUUAAGUGGUGGCAGUAGCAAUCUUGAAAAACAAACUGCAACGGCUAGUACGAGUGAAAUACGUGUUGUAGGAGAUACAACGAUACAAAAAUUGUCAAAAAAUCAAUACUAUGCUUAUAGCACUAAUUCCGGUGCUGCUAAUAACAGUGGCAGCAUUAGUACAAACAACAAUACUAAACGUUCCACUUUAAAAGGUGUUCCAUAUGGUCCUCUACCAGCUUCAGCAUUUCCAAAAUCCCUAAUAUCAAAACCAUUCAUUCAAUCAGAUAUUUCCUUACAGCCAAGAGCAAAGAAAUCUUUUGCACAACAUUCUCCCCCCAUAGAGAAACUUCGACCCAGCACUAUUCAAAAUGCAGCCCCACAAAUGCCCACACAAUCCCUCGCACAACAUUUGGAUCAAAAGAGAACAAUGUCGAAAAAUACCAUGGUAACCAUACCGGUAGAUGUGGCCACAAAUCGUGCCUCCACAUCUGCUGGCACCAUAAUCAUUGGUAGCAUACCUGUACCCCCCUUAACAGCAGUGUCCAAGACGGUGCAAUCUGCGGUGGCGCAAACCUCCACGGCACGCAGUUCUCCUGCCACUAUAACUGUUUCGGGAACAUCAGGCAGCCUAACAACACCCUCCAUAAUGGCACAGGCUAAAACAUCUAUAACAACAGUAUCAACCACAUCAUCUACCACAAUCAGAAAUUCUCCUAUAACCGUUACAUCCGCAUCUCUAUUGGCACCGCUAACCUCAAUAGCAUCAUUAUCCUCCACACCGGUAUCAUCCACACAGAAUCCUUUAACUAUGACCACACCACCUCCACUGGCAGGUUUAUCCAACAGCAGUUUGAAUGCUACACCACAAACAAAUGGUGUUAAUGAUGCAAAUAAUACAGCAACGAUUUCCACUUCACCAGCAACUCAACAGCCCUCUGCGGAUACACAUCUUUUAGGUGGUCUUGUCACGCCCACGUUAGCCUCAGCCAUUACUGAUGUUAUCUGUAGGGGUCCACCGAAAUUAGCCGCACGCCCCACUGGUCCCUUUCAGUCAGAAGGUUAUCCUAUGUUUCCAUCGCAGGCUGGACCUGUGUGCAAACGUUUGGUAGAAAAUGUCCAUAAGCUAACGGAUUUCUUUAUUUCGGUUGUGGAAGAUACUAUGGGCGAAAUGGCCCAAGGUGAGGAACCAGGUCUUCAAGCAAAAAUUACUCUGCUCACAAUGGAAUUGGAACGUAGUAAACAAGCGUAUGAACAGGAGAUUGCCGAACUGAAACGUACCUCGGAUCUCAUGUUGUGCGAAAUGCGUAAAAGUAUGGAGAACGAGAAGACCCGUUUAGCCAUUGAAAUACGCAAACAAUGUGAAAUGGAACGUUUACGUUCGGUUGAGGAGACAAAACGUAAACAAUGGUGUGCAAAUUGUUUUAGGGAAGCAAAUUUCUACUGUUGUUGGAACACCUCGUACUGUGAUUAUCCUUGCCAGCAGUUGCAUUGGUCCCGGCAUUCAAACACUUGUGCACAAACACGAGUCGGUCUAAAUGAAAGUACAGGCGCCCCAACAACUAACACAUCAACAGAGCGUCAUCAUAACACUAAAUCGAAUAGCACCAUCACAUUGAGUUCAUCGGCUAAUUUUAAUAAAUCAUCGCCUGUUAGUCAAAAGAAAGAGAAGGGUGCCGCAAAGAAUUCGUCAAAUCACAUGAUGUCAUCAACAAUAUCAACCGUUACACCAGCCUCAGCGUCACGUACGAAUACCGAAGUAUUAAAACUACCAACGAAUACAUAUUUGAGACCGGUAACCAGCAACCUAAAUAAUCAAACAUUGCGUUGCAACACAACAUACAGUAUACCCGUACAACGUUUUAAUGCACCGACCACCAAUAGUCCACAAACAUAUACGAUUGUGCAACAAGGCAAUAAUAGUUGGGUGAUGAGCAGUACUCACAAUAGCAACAACAACAGCGGCAGUAGUAGUGGCAAUAGUUCUGCAACAAAUUCAUCAACAAUAGCAGCACCCAUUGCUAGUGUACCGCAAGUGCCGGGACAGGCACGUUCCACUGGCACCAGCAUGGGUUCAAUUUUAACAAAUAAAUCACAAAAACCACAAAUACGUUAUCAUUAAAACUACAUCUUACAUCUUCUGUAAUAUAAUUGCCAACACACACCUUACAUUCAUACAUCUAACGUCCAUAUAACAGCAACUAAAUAUUGCCUAAAUUAUUGCAGAAUAAAUAUAUGAGAAACUUAAAACAAAUUGUGAUAUAAAUUCGAUUGAUGGCUGAGUGCAUUCAAUUUCAAAGUGUUGACUUCACUGUAAAUGAUUCAUUAGAUACUACUUAUAUUAUUAUAUUAAAUACAAAAUAUUAUUAUGUAUGUUAAUACAAAUAUUAAACACAACAUGAUUUAGAAUAUAAUCUUAAAGAGAAAAAAAAACAUGCAACGAUAUUUCAUUGAAAAUACACUGCAUUUUUUUGUACAUAUAUAAUUUAUAAUAUUUAAUUAAGUAAUUAGUUUCAUAAUUUUAUUGUUAUUAUUUAAUAAUUAACUACUACUAUUUUUUUUAUUUAAAUUAACGUUCGAAAGGAAAAAAACAACACAACAGCUUCUUUUUAUAAAACAAAAGGAUUUAAAAGGACAAAGUAGGACCUUUGAAUCACAUAAACCCAACUGGUUCACCAGCAAGACGUGUAAAAGUUUUGAGAGCAAAAAUUAACACCAAAUCUACGGCGACGGCAUUUUGUAGUUUUCUUUUUUUCUCUUAUACUUGUUAUUGUGAAUUUACACAUAUGAUUAAUGUUAUUAUGAAUUUAGUCAUAUGUUCUUUGUUUAGAAUUUUUUUUUUAUAAAGUGUGGCAAUAUUAUUGACAGCAUGAAAUACAUUUUAGUUUACUUCACAGCCGUUAUUUCAGAUUUGUAUGAAAUUGUCUUGAACAAAUUAAACUUUCACACUUAUGCAUCUAGAAAAUGUGUAAAUUGUUUUAUAAAGACUCAAACACAUUUUUGUUUCUGUUUUGUUUUAUAAAAAACAAGUUGUUUUUAUUCAUAAAGUUGAAAAUCAUAAACGUUCCAUUAUCUAUUUAUAACGUUGUACAUAUUAUAAAUAUACAUACAUGUAUUCUUUUUUUAAUUUCUUGUUCAAAAAUUUAAAUUCACCUGUACUCAUCUAUUAAUAUCUAAUGUAUUUUAUUUAAGCUAGAACUGUUAUAUAUAAGCUUUUAUUAAAAAAUAAUUAAAUUAAACAUAAAAUUCAAAAAGGAAAAUAAUCUACAGUACCUUAACAUCAAGGUAUUGUUAUCAGCAGCAAGAAUAAAUGAAAUGAAUUCAAAAUAUUUAUAUAAAAAAA
This is a messenger RNA of Calliphora vicina (urban bluebottle blowfly), 7482 nucleotides long. It is a transcript of the gene Zmynd8, whose product is annotated as Zinc finger MYND-type containing 8. Gene Ontology annotation, molecular function: protein binding; transcription corepressor activity. NCBI's taxonomy places the organism in Eukaryota, Metazoa, Arthropoda, Insecta, Diptera, Calliphoridae. The transcript is spliced from 9 exons. Bases 607 to 6261 code for a protein of 1884 amino acids. Gene Ontology annotation, cellular component: nucleus; cytoplasm. The record is from RefSeq and is a predicted model, not a curated record.